GAGGCACGGUUGUUUCGCCGGUGGUCGUUCGCGCGAAAACCGUUAUUGUGCGGCAUCGUCGACGCAUCAAGUCCGUGCGUGCCGUUCGGGCGACGAAGAAAGAAGAAGGAGACGAGCGGUCGAGGACGAUGGCGGACGAAGAGGAGGCCGAGUGUCCGAACAACGCGCAGCUGUUCCGGAUGGCGAUCUCCCACACUUUCAAGAACAUCGCCGAGUCCGUGAGCGAGGACGAGUUUGUCGAGACACUUACGAUCCUCAAGUCCAAUCCCCAUACCGCCAAGAAACUACACAAAGCCAUGGUGGAGGAGCUGUACAAAAGCAUGAACGCCGACCUGGAAGCCAUGCUGGAGGAGGACACUCUGCAGGAGGCUCUGGCCAAGGUCGCUAGAUUGUCGGAAGACAGCACGGUGUCAGCCGACAAGGAAGCUUGGCGCCCACCGGGAGACGUGGCUUUGCAUUUGAGAUCGUUGGACGCGUACACGAUCAGGCAGGCGACCGAGGAGCUGGAGAAGCGGGUGAACGAGAUGGAAAGGGAAAAUGAAACCUUGAUGAAAAGUAUCGCAGAAAGCAGAUCGAGGAUAUGCGCUACGGACGACAGUGUGAGGAAAAUCCUGGAUCAUGCGCCCGUCGUGUUGCAACGGUUGGAAAAUACUUACCAGCAGUUGACAACUUGCAUCAGAGCGAUCGAUAGCGAAUGACUUGUAUAUAAAAUGUGUAUUUCUUAUGAACGUUGAAGAUUUUGUCGAGAGUAGACGUCUACUUAUUUAUACGGCUACGUAGGAUUAAGAAUGAAAUUAUAUUUAUAUAUAUAUAACUGCAUAAAGCCAUGGUGGAGGAGCUGUACAAAAGCACGAACGCCGUCUAGAAACCAUGCUGGAGGAGGGCAUAUAUAUGUGUGUGUGUA
Molecule: messenger RNA, 904 nt
Organism: Dinoponera quadriceps
Lineage: Eukaryota; Metazoa; Arthropoda; Insecta; Hymenoptera; Formicidae
Exons: 3
Coding region: 129-698 (189 amino acids)
Cellular component (GO): MIS12/MIND type complex
Source: RefSeq, a predicted model, not a curated record